Molecule: messenger RNA, 1146 nt
Organism: Musa acuminata subsp. malaccensis (wild Malaysian banana)
Lineage: Eukaryota; Viridiplantae; Streptophyta; Magnoliopsida; Zingiberales; Musaceae
Product: hydroxyphenylpyruvate reductase
Cellular component (GO): cytosol
Molecular function (GO): NAD binding; hydroxypyruvate reductase [NAD(P)H] activity; glyoxylate reductase (NADPH) activity
Source: RefSeq, a predicted model, not a curated record
UACCUCUCUUGAUCCCCACUCACUCUGUUAGGAUUACGGGCGGCAGCGGCAGCGGCGGCGGAUGGAGUCCCUGGGCGUCCUCCUCCCUGUCCCUAUGAACGCUUACCUCGAGAGCGAGCUCGCCCGCCGCUACAAGGUCUUCCGUCUCUGGGAAUCGCCUCCCGAGCGCCGCCAGGACUUCAUCCGUGCCAACGCCGCCGCCAUUCGGGCGGUCGUCGGCAACUCCAAAGCUGGCGCUGACGCGGACACCAUCGACGCCCUUCCCCGGCUCGAGAUCGUUGCCUGCUUCAGCGUCGGCCUCGACAAGGUCGACCUCGCCAAGUGCCGGGAGCGGGGCAUCCGGGUCACCAAUACGCCCGACGUCCUCACCGAGGACGUCGCCGACCUCGCCAUCGGGCUAGCCAUCGCCGUCCUGCGCCGCCUUUGCCAGGCCGAUCGGUACGUCCGGAGCGGGACCUGGUUGUCCAAGGGGGAUUACAAGCUCACCACCAGGUUCAGCGGUAAAACAAUUGGUAUCAUUGGGCUUGGUAGGAUUGGCUUAGCCAUUGCCAAGAGAGCGGAAGCCUUUGGUUGCCCUAUCAGCUACUACUCAAGAUCAGAGAAGCCGAAUACCAAUUACAAGUACUACUCUAAUCUUGUUGACUUGGCUGCUAAUUGCCAUGUGCUUGUUGUGGCAUGCUCACUAACUGAAGAGACCUAUCAUAUCGUCAACCGCGAGGUUCUUGAUGCCUUGGGCCCAAAGGGUGUGCUUGUGAACAUCGGGCGAGGUCCGCAUGUGGAUGAGCCUGAGCUCGUGACCGCGUUGCGCGAGGGUCGCCUCGGAGGGGCUGGCCUCGAUGUGUUCGAGCAUGAGCCUGAUGUGCCGGAGGAGCUGUUUGGCAUGGAGAAUGUGGUUCUGGUGCCCCAUGUGGGAAGUGGAACGAAUGAAACUCGCAAUGCAAUGGCUGAUUUGGUCCUUGGAAACCUGGAAGCGCAUGUGAUGAACAAGCCCCUUCUAACUCCUGUCGUCUGAUUUGAUGCAUAAAUAAUGUAGUAGAAUGAAAGCAGAUUGAUUCAGUUGGACUUACAUUGGACCAUAGAGGUUCUCUCAUGUUCUUCAAUAAAUAAGAACUAUUGUUAUGGUGUUCAUAAUCUUCGAUCGGUUCA